Messenger RNA from Diversispora eburnea, 261 nucleotides. NCBI's taxonomy places the organism in Eukaryota, Fungi, Glomeromycota, Glomeromycetes, Diversisporales, Diversisporaceae. The record is from the annotation of a GenBank genome assembly.
AUGAAUACCACCAAAAUUAUUGAAUCAACUACAAUGACUUUAUCAAAAGCCAAAAGAGAAUCAUCCAUUCAAAAUGGUACAAAUGAUUUAAAUGACUUUUCUUCUUCAACUGCCUUUCGUCGUAUGGAAGAAGAAGAUGAUGAAGAAUUAGGAACUCCUAUUAAUAUUUAUAGAGAACAUCAAGCUCAUUUGGAACAAGAUAAAAAAGCUCAAACUAGACCAAAAAAGAAAAUACUUGACGAACGAAUCGUAAAAUUGUAA